AGUCUCGAUGUGAUCGUCGUCAAUAAUACAUCAAAUAAUAAUUUAUUUAUCAAUAUAUUUUAUUUAAUAAAUAAACAAAAUUAAAUAAAUAAUUUAGUCAAAAAUUACCUAUUAUUUCUAACGUUUUUGUAUGAUUUUAUUUUUUAAAAUUUUCAAAUGAUUAACCGGCUUGAUCGAAAACAAUCGAUUUUCAUACACGAGGUUUUGUGAUAAAAACAAAAAUAAAAUUUAUAUAUAUUUAUCGGAUUAUAUAGAGAUUAAUGACAAGGAUAAAAGUUACGGUGCUGAAAAGUUGUUUAAAAAUUUUUUCUCAUUUCAUGAUGAUGCUAAUAGUUGAAUAAAUAAUACGAAAAAAAUAAAAGAUAAAAAAAAAUGAGGUGUUAAUUAAUUCGAGAGAGGUGUGAAGAGUAAAAAACAAAAAAAAGAAAUAAAGAAUGAUAUAAAAAUAAAAAUAAAUAGAUGAAGUAAAACUACAGUAAAAAAAAAAAGGAUAAAAUGUUUCAUUAGUUUGAAUGUAUAUAGAAACAAGUGAGAAUAAACAUCAUAUUCAACAACUAACAAGUAUCAUAAAACUUAUUUCAUUAAGUAUAUUAAAUACAUAUAUAAAAUGAGAAAAGACAUGAUUAAUAUGAGUGAUACAUUUGAUGUUAAUCAUGUACAAGAUAUUUUAGAUCAUAUUAAUCAACUUGAUGAUACAAAUUUAAGUAAAGAUUUACAGUGUCUUAAAUCAAAGCAUGAUAAAAUUUAUAAUAAUGCUUGUGAUAUAGAUUGGGAUUCAUUAUCAUGUUGGCCACAAACUUUAGCUGGUACACUUGCUAAAAUACCAUGUUUUGAUCAACUAUAUGGAAUCAAAUAUGACAGUUCACAAAAUGCAAGUCGAUGGUGUUUGACAAAUGGAACUUGGGAUAGUUAUUCAAACUAUUCUCAAUGUCAUGAACUUCAAAUACCUGUCAAUGAAUCAAGUGUUGAAAUUACAACAAUGCUGUAUUUUAUUGGUUACAGUUUGUCAUUGUCAACACUUGUUGUUGCUGUGUCAAUUUUUUUAUACUUCAAAGAGCUGAGAUGUUUGAGAAAUAAUAUUCAUACAAAUCUCAUGCUUACGUAUAUACUGGCUGACCUCAUGUGGAUCCUUACUACUGUUAUGCAGGUUUCAAUGCAAUCUGAUACUCCAACUUGUAUUAUUUUUUAUUCUUUACUUCAUUAUUUUCAUUUAACAAAUUUUUUCUGGAUGUUUGUCGAAGGAUUGUAUUUGUAUUUGCUGGUUGUUAAAACAUUUACCGGUGACAAUAUUAAAUUGCGUUUGUGUCUGGCAAUUGGAUGGGGUGCACCAGUACUUGUUAUUAUUGUCUGGGGAAUUGCUAAAUCCAGUGCAGUUGAUAUAUCAAAUGACCAUGAAAACCAGAAUGGAGCAUUGUAUAGACAUUGUCCUUGGAUGGUUUAUCAUGCAUAUGAUUGGUUUUAUCAAGGACCAGCAAUAAUUGUACUGGGUAUUAAUGUCCUAUUUUUAUUUAUGAUAAUGUGGGUAUUAAUAACAAAAUUACGUUCAGCAAAUAAUGUUGAGACUCAACAAUACAGAAAAGCAAGUAAAGCAUUACUUGUAUUAAUUCCACUUCUUGGUGUAACAUAUAUAUUAGUCAUUGCUGGACCAUCAAAAGGUAAACUUGCUAAUUUAUUUUCAUAUGCAAGAGCUGUACUUUUAUCAUCACAAGGUCUUUCAGUUGCACUAUUUUAUUGUUUUUUAAAUUCUGAAGUACAAAAUACAAUGAGACAUCAUUUUUCACGUUGGAGUACAGCAAGAAAUCUUGGAAUGGAUAGAAAAUAUUAUAAUAAUUGGUCACCACGUUCACGUACUGAAAGCAUAAGACUCUACUGUCAACCAUCAAAUCCAUAUAGAAAACGUGAAUCAACAGUAAGUGAAACAACAACAACAACAGUUAUUGGUAUUAAUUCAACAACAGCAUUUAUCGAUAGAUCAAAAACAGUUAUUUCCGAAGACCUCAAUGAAUAAAUUUAUCCUAUAUUCAACCUACUUUAUCAUGUAAAAAAAAAUUAAUUUAAUCAAAAAUUAUCUGUAAACACAGUUCAAUUUCAUUGUCAACAUACAUUUUUUUUUCUACUACUUCAACAAAAUUUUCCAUUGACUGUUUGAAUUAUAAUUAAAAGAUAAAAGGAAAAAAAAAAUUCUAUUAUUUGUGAAUUUAAAAAAAGCACAUAACCACCAUCACAAUGGAAUUAUUAUUAUUAUUUUUUUUUAUCAUAUAAAAGAGAAAAAAAGAAAUGAUAAUUGAAAUGAAAAAAAAAAAUACUUUGAAAUAUUAAAACGUGUAAAAUCGAUAAAAAAAAAAAACUUGUUAAAUGUCUUCCGUCAUUACAUGCUUUAAAUAUCAAGGCAGUAUUUUAUCUGUGAAAAAAAAAUAAAAUUAAUCAACUAAUUUAAUUUCUAAGUGUUGAAAUAAAUAUAUAUAUUUAUGAAAAAAUUAUAAGCUUCGACUGACCAAUGUUUUAAUGCAUUUUAAAUGUUGUAUGUUGUUUAAAAUAAUACAUUAUCUUUGACUGUACCUGAACAUGAACGUUCAAAUAAUAAUAAUGAAUUUUAACAUUUAAAAAAAAAAGAAAAAUAUCUAUAAAAUAAAAUUGUACCUAUGUAUAUUUUUUUUUUCUAUACUUAAUUUCAUUAAAUAAAUAAUCAAUAAAUCGAUAAA
Molecule: messenger RNA, 2702 nt
Organism: Aphidius gifuensis
Lineage: Eukaryota; Metazoa; Arthropoda; Insecta; Hymenoptera; Braconidae
Gene: Dh44-R1
Product: diuretic hormone receptor-like
Exons: 9
Coding region: 608-2008 (466 amino acids)
Biological process (GO): cell surface receptor signaling pathway; adenylate cyclase-modulating G protein-coupled receptor signaling pathway
Cellular component (GO): plasma membrane
Molecular function (GO): diuretic hormone receptor activity; G protein-coupled peptide receptor activity; peptide hormone binding
Source: RefSeq, a predicted model, not a curated record